AUGUCUUCAAAGCCGCAAAAGUCUCUUUCGGGCUUAGCAGAGAGCACCAUCUGCCUGCCUGAGCAUGUUGAGACCACUUCACACCUGGCUGACGAGAGUAAUGGCUCAAAUUCCGAUACGGUAACAGAAACCUGGGGUCAGCCUCACCCCUGUGCAAUGAAAGAUGGCGUCUGGCCGGCAAAACCCCGCGGGCAAAAGUCUCCAUUUUCGGCCUGGAAGCAACCAGGAUUUUGGGCAGUCUGGGGCCCACAAUAUGCAGUCUUCUUGUUUUUGCUGUUCCUUUAUACAUUCGGGUUCAUGGCGCUGCCAAGCAUCUGUGUGAUCUUGUCGGCCUCCUUCCUGAUGGUGGCUGGGGUGUUGUUUGCGUUCAAGCACGAAGUGCGAACCUUCCUUCCGGCCUCUUUGAUGUUGCCCGUGGCCACCGCUGCUGGCUCCAUCGGUGGCCUGUACACCUACGAUGUGUAUGCCAUCUAUCCACAAUUCUACAGCAACGCUCGGGUGUAUGCGGAUGUGCUUCCGUCUCAGCCGAGUGCUGCAGUGGCGGAUGCAGGCAAGCUCGUCUUUUCAUCAUCGGCAUUCGUGGAUAUCCAGCAUUCAGUGUCCUACAUCACCGAACGUGGGUCCGUCUUCUGUGUCGCGCCUGUACGUGAUAGCAGCCAGGUCCAGCAGAUGCAGUACUGGGCCGUGGGCACUGGCUGCUGCUCCCUGGAGGGAGGAGACUUCUGGUGUGAUGCUGCCAAGGACAGAAAGGCAACGGGUGGUAUUGUUAUCUUCGACAACGAGGGCUUCUUCUCAUCUAGCAGCUAUGACGAGUACCGCAAGGCGAGCCGGAAAGCCGAAGCAACCUACCAGCUCAUGUCGGUCUCGGAGCCCAGGUACGUGCGCUGGGUCAUGGAUGACAACCUGAAUGCGCUUGCCAAUGAGUACAACAUUAAGACCGCCCUUGCCCUUUGUGGAAUGGCCGUUGCAUACGGCGCCAUCUCAUAUGGGUUGGUCGUCCUUACAGGCAAGCUGCCGUGA
Messenger RNA from Symbiodinium necroappetens, 1020 nucleotides. The record is from the annotation of a GenBank genome assembly. Lineage: Eukaryota; Dinophyceae; Suessiales; Symbiodiniaceae.